Thunnus maccoyii (southern bluefin tuna) is the source of this 1559-nucleotide messenger RNA. Its product is annotated as oncoprotein-induced transcript 3 protein-like. Lineage: Eukaryota; Metazoa; Chordata; Actinopteri; Scombriformes; Scombridae. The transcript is spliced from 3 exons. The coding region runs from base 421 to 870 and encodes 149 amino acids. The record is from RefSeq and is a predicted model, not a curated record.
UGCCACAAGCAGUAAUGUGGUAAAAAAGUAAAACUUUGAAGUUGAUUCAUUUGAACACAUGCCAAAAGAUACUACAUGAUACUACAUAGAAAAUAGACCUGUACCAACAUUAUUUGUACAAUACAGAUGUGACACAAUCAAAAAAAUUACACAAAAAUAAAGGAAGCAUCAUCAGUUUAUUAAACUUUUGUACCACAAUUGCAGUGCUGAUAAUAGAGGUGCUUAGUAACCGCCAGUUUCUUUUUCCUCCUCUCCUAUUUCCUUUUUCUCUGUUAUUAAAGAGGCCUUAAACACCACGAACCAGUGAAUUUGCAUUGGGUUUGUUUUUUCAUUUGCAUUAGCGCUUUUAAAAACAAUUUUUGGAUGCUGUGCAAAUUAGACGAUGUAGACCUGAGAGAGUCACAACUGAUUUGACGCGUCAUGAUGAACUACUGUGCCUCGUCACUUCUCCUGGGUUUACUCUUCAUCCCUGUCACUUGUGAUUUUCCUCCUGGUUCUUGUGAUGGAUACACCAACAUAACUGAACCAUGGCGCAACCGAGACUUUACAUCAACUUCCUUCACUGGCUUUCCUAAAGAUGACAAAAAUCUUGUUAACCAUUGGUGGCGCUUCACAGGGAUCGGUGGAGACAGAGUUGUUUCAAGCUGUAUAUCAAAUAAUCAUGGUGGCACACAUUAUUCGAUUUAUAUUCCAUUUUCAUAUCCAUCUACUGAGUCGGUGACCCCAACAACAGGGACUGCAUACGCUUAUGUUAGUUACUGUGCUGACAGAGGUUUUUCAGUGAGUGUGGCUCUGUGUCCUGGAGGAUUCUAUGUGUACAAACCAUUAGAUCACCCAUAUACUCCUCUGGGUUACUUGACCUGUGAGUAGCAGCCAGCUCUUGUAAUCCUAAACUGUUGUAAUCUUGUGCACUAACUUGUUAAAAUUGUAUCUUACCCAAAUUAAGCUGAUAAACCCUUCACAAUAGUUGGGGCCCAGGCAAUGGUGUUUACCUCAUCCCGUCAUCCUGGAAGAUGCUGCAAGUUACUUGAAAUUUCACUGCCAGAGGGGCAAAGCUAGGGCUGAAAAGCUCAGGAAAAAGAAGUUAAAAUCCCCCAAAACAGGAGCAACCAAAUGCUUCAAAAUAGCUAGUUAAUGCAUUUGGCGCUAAAGACAACAGAUAUUAGAACCAGAGAAUCAGAGCGGAUUCAGGACCACAGCUCCCAGUGAGACUAGUGGAGACACCAGUCAAGGUUUUACAGCUGUGGUGGUUGGCAGAAGACAACAGGGAUAAGCUAGUAUGGGUUUAGUAAGGAAGUUAUUUGGCUGUUUUCUGCUCUGGUUUCAACAGAAAUUUUAAGACGAUAAUUAACCAAAGUACACAUACCAAGUAUUUUGUCAAUGUGAUUAUUAUUGCUGUACUGUUUAGUUUAAUCUUACUCUAAUGCUUGCAGUUAUUAUAGAAAGAGUGUAAAAUACAUGUAAUAUAAUGCAAUGCAAAUGCACCUCAACUUUGACUCUUUGUAGCUUUUAUUUUUCAGUGGAUCUAAUGGCUCAAUUAGUGAUAAUACAAAAAGUAG